This is a messenger RNA of Alosa sapidissima (American shad), 5429 nucleotides long. RefSeq lists its product as uncharacterized. The transcript has 8 exons. The coding region runs from base 291 to 4676 and encodes 1461 amino acids. The record is from RefSeq and is a predicted model, not a curated record. Lineage: Eukaryota; Metazoa; Chordata; Actinopteri; Clupeiformes; Clupeidae. Gene Ontology annotation, biological process: cell differentiation.
AAGCAUGUGAAAAUCAGGAUGUGGAUUAAAUCUAGCGCAUCAGUGUCCGCGUGAAUGUUCUCCAGCCGCAUGGGAAUUUAGGAGAAACAAACUUUUCUUUCGCGUAAAUGGAGCUUCUGACGGAAUGGUUCACCUGAGGAAUCUGACGGAACAUUAAGAAAACUUCAAAGAUACUGCGUAUCGAAGAUCAUGCAGAUGGAUUAUAAUUAGUUUAGAAUGCAAACAAUAUAUCCGAGAUACAAGGCGGAACGAAUCUAACUUUUGAGGCCCCCCCCCCCACAAGAGGCCAGAUGUCGGGCCACGAGAGGGAGCACGAGAUCGACCAGGUGGGUAACCUGGUGCCCCGUGACGUGGUCGAGGUCCUGGCGCGGGAGCGGCACAGCAGCAGGGGCAAGCGGCGGAGGAGGCAUGGCGGUUCUAUCCGGCGGGCCUUCAGCUGGCUGAGGAGAGGCAAGAAGGCCAAGAACGCCCAGGGCACCUCGCGGCACAGCCAGGACCUGCUGAGCACUGGCACGCCCGUACUCGUACCAAAACCCAGCCCCAAAGCAGCUUCUAAAGAAGAGGAUGUCCGUGUCUUGGUCCCCCAAAUCUUCCAGGAAAAUGUGUUUCUGGAGGGCAGCCGUCACAAGUACGUGGAGGACGUCCACUCCGAGGCUCAACAGGGGCUUAAGCUGAAACAGCUGGAAGAUAACAACAUAGAAACUGACUAUCAAGAUGAUCAAAGUGUAAUUAGUGGUGUAACCUCUCAGAAUGAGAUGGGCAGCUGCAGUGAAAGGAGGAGAUCAAUCGGAUCAGAGAGCACAGCGACUGACUGCAUGUCGACAGUUUCUACACAGUCCAUCUCCUCACGAUCCACACGGUCAGCACUCUCUCGCCAAGGGUCCACAUUCACACCCCUUAACCAAGGGAAAAAGGAGAGGACAAGAGGCCGGAGGAAACAUAGGAGGAGCACAGUGGUGGGAAUACCACGGCAUGUCCAGAAAGAACUAGGGCUGGAUCGAGCAGCAUGGACAGCGUACCAGAGAUCACAAGAGCCCGUACCCAGCAACGACAUCACAGGCAUAGCGGCCGUCAUACCAAGCGCAGCAUCAGCUGUUGAUGGGACUGUGUCGACAAGCUCAGCGCAGCAGAAGGCACCCUGCCAGCCAGAGGCAAGGCCUAAAGAUGACCUGGCACUCAUCCAGAGCGUGUUGCCCCAGAGCUACUUAGCCGAGAGGCCCAAGUCUGUGGCGGUGCCCUGGAUGACAACAGCCGAGACGGGGGGAGUCCCUCAGCACCCGCCCAGCCCUGUGAUGUACAUCUCCCCCCAGGCCACGUACCUGUCCAAGAUCAUCCCCAACGCAGUGCUGCCUCCUUCGGUGGACGUGGUGGAGAUCAACCGCAACAGGAGUUGCAACAGCGUGCGGACCGUCAGCAAAUGCAGCCUGGCGUCUGCCAGCCCGGCUCCCUCUCGCUCCUCCUCACGCGCCUCCUCCUCUCGCGCUUCUUCCCGACGCCCCACGCUCAGCUCCGUGAGCUCCGGCUGGAGCCGCUCCGACUCCUCGGAGACGCUCGUGUCCAACUCCUCCACCAUCUCCAGCAGCAGCACGGCGCGUGCCUCUAGCAGCGGGCAAGACAGCGUGGUGGAGGCGAGGCAGGUCAAGGUGAACCCGAGGCCCAACGGCCAGGUGAAGGUGAUGGAGUCGAGAGACCAGACCACUGGUCAGUUCAUGCGGAGUCUGUCUGUGAUGAAGAGGGCCAAGAAGCCCCCACCGCCUAGUCGAUCCUACUCUCUGCACAAAGACAAGAUGAAGCGUCGGUCCAGGGACUUGGCUGAGGUAGAUAUUUCUGGAGUGAAGCCAAAAGGUGGGAGAGAGAAAGCUUCUGGAGGAAGUGCAGGAUAUUCUGCUGACGAGUCUGCGCAGGAGGAAUCUUUCAGCUCUGGGGCGCCGAGCCCUCCUCAGACUCAACAGCAGGCGACCAGAGAGGGUGCAAAUGUAGUUCACUCCUCACCUCUGCAUCCACUUACAAUUGAGAACGGACUCAAGAGAAAUUUGUCUCCCUCCAGUGGCUAUUCAAGCCAUAAUGGAACGCCCCACACCACAGUGGCCAGUCUUCCCUAUGCAGCUAAGAGUGAGCUGGCGGCUGUGUCCUCCAACCACACCAAGCCUGCUGUCCUGGCCCUGAAGUCCCUGUUUGAAAUUCCACAGCCACCGAAAGUGACUGCACCCCCACCUCCCCCUCCUGAGACAUGGGCUCACAAUCAACGCACAUUUGUCCUUCUGUGUGGCCCUGGACCAGCAAACAUCAAGUUUGCCACUCCCCCCAAUAGACUGCAGACACAGCAUGGGGAAGGUGAGGUUCCCUCAGCUGAAACCCCCUCUAGUUUAUCAGUCACACAACAGAAACACACUACCACAGUUAUGGCAGAGCAGGACUCUCCAUCCAUGAACAAAAAGCCUAGUCCAUUACCACAUAAUCUAAAUCUAAUGCAGGAGCUACAGAAAGUCCAGCAAAGUCCAUUGAUGAAUAGGGCACAGGCGAAGCAGGUGAAUGCCCCAACAGGUCCACCCCUUUCUCCCCUGCUUCCUCCCCCUCCGCCUCCACUGGAGAUCCCCUUAGACUGCUCUUUGACCACCCUGGAUGAGGUAGACCUGCCGCCUCCCCCACCUCUCUUCUCACCCGUGUUGCCUAAUGCGUCUGCAAAAACGUACCAGGGGAUACCAGCAGGGAUCCCCCCUCCUCCACAGCAGCCUCCUCCACCCCCACCUCAACAUCCCCCACCUCCUCCACCAGUGGUGGCACCUACACCCAAGAAAGCUGGGUCUCCUGCCUCUCAGGCUCCUGCCCAGCCCAACGUCCCCAAGGCUCCCCCGCUGCCAGUAAACUUUAAGACACAGGCUUCUCUGAGAAAAGUUCCGCCUCCACAGAAAAAGGACCCUCCUGCAACUUCUGAUGACUCCUCCUCUCCUGUGGUUACCCCAUCCAUCUUGCAGAAGGUCAGACUCCGGUCCAUAAAAUCCACCCCCAAACCAGAGCAAAAUGCCAAAAUGCCAGAGUCGACUGUUGAACAGACAGACCAAAAACCUGCAGUGAGUCAAGUUCCACCACCAAAACCAAUCAGAAGAUCGCUGCUUUUGGCAGAACCACCACCCGAUGUUGCAGCCCUCAUUGCAGAUGAACCAAAGUCCCUACCAGAUACGACUGAACAAAUGUCUAAAACCGAAGCAACUCCCAAAAGUGCUCAAUCAGAAACCACAGUUUUGAACUCUCAAUCAGAACAACCUUCUGUAACAUCUCAAGUGGAUUCAACAAUUUCUGUAUCACAACCAGAAGCUACUGAUUUGAAAUCACUGCCAGAACCCAUUGCCUCGACACCCCAAGCAGAGACCAGUGAACUACCAUCUCAACCUGAGCCACCGAUUCCAGAUUCUAAACCAGAGCAAUCAAAUACUCCGUUAGAACAAUCUAUAUCCAUUUCUGACUCACAACCUGCUAUAAAGAGUAAAACUGAACCUUCCGUUUUAAAAUCUGAAGAAAAACAAUCUGAAUCAAAGCCUGAGCUGGUUUCAGCAGUUGUUAUCUCUGAACCAGAACAAACUGAGAUUUCAAAAACUCCAGAACCAGAACAUGAGACUUCAGAUGUGGCUCCAGAAUUAGUGGCUCCAAAUUCUAAUCCAGAGGCAGAAGCUCCAGUGGCUCAAACCGAACAAACACUCUCACCACCUGAAACGGAUUCUGUUGUUCCAAAAUCGGAGCCAGAACAAACUUCUGAAAUAUCUCAAUCACUACCGGAUGUACCACCUCCAAUAUCGGAACCUGAUACUACAAAACCUGAUCCAGAAUCCAGUUUGUCAGUGGCUCAAGCAGAGGACGCCAUGUCAAAGACGGACGUUGAACCAGCUGUCUUAACUGAUGCACCUGCAUCAGAUGCUGCAGAAUCAAAAGCGCCUCCAGUGACUUCAACAUCAGAACCAGAGCCAGCAGUUCCAAAGUCCGAAGUUUUAUCAGCAACAACAGAAUCAAAUCCUGGACCUGACCCAACUGUCUCAAAAUCUGAAUCAAAAUCAGUAUCCACUGCUUCAGUGUCACAGUCAACAGUAACAGCAACAACGACGACGACAACUGCCUCUACCAACAAGUCCCAACCAACAAUUACCAUUUCAACAUCUCAGGCAGCCAGCACGGCACCAAAAACUGAAACACACACACCCCCUUUCUCAACGUCCCCAACCAGCAAGUCUUCCCCCAUGUCCAUGAACCCUUCCAUGAGACUCCAGGAGGCCAUUCGCCAGAGGGCAGCUGCUAGGUCGGCUAACGAUGGCCCUGCCAAGCGCCUCAGUGUGCAUUCCCCUCCUGCCACAGCAGGGGGCAGUCCUCUCAAGUCUCCCACCAGCACAGCCAGCUUCAUUUUCUCCAAGAGCCCCAAGAAGGUGGUCAUUGAUACACCAACAUCUCCUGAGGUCCAGUCCAGCCUGAGAAAGACCCUGCAAACAGAGCUGACCGCUGUGUCCAGUCAGUCUAAUCAGGGCGAUGGGCAAAAAAAGGUCCCCCCACCUGUUGCUAGCAAGCCCAGAGGCAAGAGUCAGAGUCCCAGAAAUGGGUUGCCCAAUCCGUCCAGUGAAGAAGCUGUUACUUCAGACGUGCAAACUGCUGGCCAGGGUGCACAGUCAGAGGACACAAGAAAUGCAGCGUAAGGAGUGUGGACUUGUCAGAGAGCUGCCCAUCAUUGUUACCUGACCAUGCUACAAUCAACCAGUGAAAGUUGGGCGCCGUUUUCUAUGCUAUGCAUAUCGUUUAAAUACUUGCUAGGUCAUGAGAUGUUUUCAGUAUGCUUUUGUAAUGAUUUAAAUACGUAAGGCUCUUCUGUCCAUUGUUUGACCCAAAUAAUCUGGACUACUAGAAGGUGACAAGAGGGAAUGGAGUUACAUCUUGAUGAUUUUGAGUGAGAAGUGCUGUCAAGUUUGUUCUCUUAUCACAAUAUAUAUAUUAUCUAAAUAUUAAAUUCAAAUGUUUCUUUAAUAUAUAAAGAGUCACUUUUAAUAUGCACUAUACUCUCUACAUUAAUUUUACACAAAAUGUAUUAUUCUUGUUGAAGUUGCAAUGUUAACAAAAAAGGUAAAAUGAUCAUAACCUGUUCUAAGUUAUUUUCUUUUCCAUGUUGAAAACUGCGCUAUGGAUAGAUUUUUUUCUGUUGCAUUAAGUUUUGUCUUUUCAUUAUAGUUCAGUUUCUGAAUUCACUUAAAAAGCCAACUCUUUAGAGGAACAGGCUGCUUGUUUGAAUACAGUUCUGUUCCGUUUGAUAUUAAAGGUCAAACAAAUUUUGAAAUCAUGUCACUGACAAAUGUCCAACCUAAUUAAAUGAGCGUUCUCUUGUUCUAAAUGUGUUUAAUGCCUAAGUUGAUGCAUGAUUGUUAUUGCUCAUCAUAAUAAAAUGUAUACAAGUCAAA